GCCGGCCCGAGCUGACCUUGGCGGCGGGGAGCAGGGGGCGGGAUGGCCCCGCAGAGAGCUGUGAAGCUGUCCCUGAGGAGGCCCGCGUCUGCCGUGUGUGUGGCGGGAGUCGAGAUGCUGGUGGACAUCCGCAGUGAUGUGCCCGAGGGCGCCAAGAGCUUCGAGGUCUCUGGGAGCUCCGAGUUGGAGGUCUUCGUGGUCUAUGAUUCCACACGGGUGACAAAGCCCACCGGCGAGGCCCACUGGCCCCUGGACACCAAUGUGGACGUCGUGGUGAAGGCAGACAAAGCCAGCAAGGAUCUAAAUGACCUCAAGGUGACGGUGUCCUACCUGGGGCAGCAGGAGGGCAGCGUCCUGGGCCAGAGCGUCCUCUUCCUCACCUGCGUGGAUGUUUCCCUGGACGUCGACGCUGCCCGCGUCGGCAAGGCGAGGAGAGGCAGCCGUAACAAGAAAGCCUGGCGUUGGGGCCCUGAGGGCCACGGGGCUAUCCUGCUGGUUAACUGUGACAAGGACAGUGACAGGUCCCGGGGGCCCGACCUCGAAAACAGCCAGCUGAUGUCCCUGGAGGACCUGCAGGACAUGUCCCCCCUGCUGCUGAGCUGCGGAGGCCCCGACCAGCUCUUCCAGAGCCACCGGCUGGUCCUGCAGGCGCCCUGGCCCGACUGCAGGAGAGUGCGGGUCUUCUGUGCGCGGGGCGGGAAUUUGCUCUCCAACUACAAGCAGGUGCUGGGGCCGCAGCGCCAGUCCUACGAGGUGGAGCGGGGGCCGGGGGAGCGGGAGAUCCGGUUCCACGUGGAGGGGCUGGCCUUCCCCGACGCCGACUUCGCGGGGCUGGUCUCCCUCAGCGUCAGUCUGAUGGACGCAGGGCCCCUGCCGGGGGCGCCUCUCUUCACAGACACGGUGGCCUUCCGCGUGGCCCCCUGGAUCAUGACCCCCAGCACCCAGCCCCCGCUGGAGCUGUACGUGUGCAGCGUGAUGGACUCUCACGGCUCGAAUGAGAAGUUCCUGGACGACAUGGCCCGCCUGGCCUCGAAAGCCGACUGCAAGCUGGUGGUCUGUCCGCGGGUGGAGAAUCGCAAUGACCGCUGGAUCCAGGACGAGAUGGAGUUUGGCUACAUCGAGGCCCCUCACAAAUCCUUCCCUGUGGUCUUCGACUCUCCCCGGAACAGAGGCCUGCGGGAUUUCCCCUACAAGAAGAUCCUGGGUCCCGACUUCGGGUACGUGACCCGGGAGAUCCUCUACGCCGGCCCCUCCAGCCUGGAUUCCUUCGGCAACCUGGACGUCAGCCCUCCUGUCACCGUGGGCGGCCGGGAGUACCCCCUGGGCCGGAUCCUCAUCGGCGACAGUUUCCCCAAGUCCGGCGGGCGGCGGAUGGCCAAGGUGGUGCGCGACUUCCUGUGGGCCCAGCAGGUGCAGGCGCCCGUGCAGCUGUACUCGGACUGGCUCUCCGUGGGCCACGUGGACGAGUUCCUGAGCUUUGUGCCCACCUCCGACCAGAAGGGCUUCCGGCUGCUGCUGGCCAGCCCCAGCGCCUGCCUCAAGCUGUUCCAAGAGAAGAGGGACCAGGGCCACGGGGAGGCGGCCCAGUUUGAGGGGUUAAAAGACAAGGCCAAGAGGAGCAUUAACGAGAUGCUGGCGGACAGACGCCUCCGGAGCGACAGCCUCCACGUGCAGAGCUGCAUCGACUGGAACCGCGAGGUGCUGAAGCGGGAGCUGGGCCUGGCCGAGCAGGACAUCGUGGACAUCCCGCAGCUCUUCUCCCUGCGGGGCGCCUACGCAGAGGCCUUCUUCCCGGACAUGGUCAACAUGGUGGUGCUGGGCCGGCACCUGGGCAUCCCCAAGCCCUACGGGCCGGUCAUCGACGGCCGCUGCUGCCUGGAGGAGCGGGUGCGCGCGCUGCUGGAGCCGCUGGGCCUUCGCUGCGUCUUCGUGGACGACUUCCUGUCCUACCACAGGCUGUUGGGCGAGGUGCACUGCGGCACCAACGUGCGCCGCCAGCCCUUCUCCUUCAAGUGGUGGCACAUGGCGCCCUGAGCCCUCCCGGCCCGGCCCCCGGGGUCAGGAGAUGGACCACGCGGAGCUGCGACCCUGGGGGCCUCUGCACCGCCCGCCAGUGCCCGCGAGUGUGCUGGACACCGACGCGGCGGCCUGGGUGGACGCCGCCCUCCCUGGCCUGGCAGAGACCCGCCCGGCCCAGGGACCAGCCUCCCUCUUCCCCCAGCCCCACGGCCCCCAGAGGUUCUGGGGAAGGUCGGCAGCCUCGCACGUUCAGGAGGAGCCCCGUGGCCUCCAGGUGGCCAUGCUGGGAGCCCCCCUCUAUUUGGCACCAGAUGGCUUUGGGCUCACACCAGGCAUGGGGGCCAGAGGCCCUGGGCUGUGUCACGAGGAACCUGGUUUCGAGUGACCUCUGGCUCCUGCAGACCAGGAAGGGAGGUCCAAAGCGUCCUCUUUCCAAAGGGGACCCAGGCUGUGAUCCCCAGCGCCCUGCAGGUGUACGUAGGCAGAUGGGACCGGAAAACCCUGUGUCCCAGGCCUUUAAAACAAACAAACAAACAAACAACAAUAAUAACAAAAGUAGGCAACAGAAACUCUUUAAUGCCUAGCUCCAUCCUCGCAGGGUGCUCGUUACCUGUCCGGAGAGCCUUUAAUUAUGAGAGCAGGCUGCUUCCGGCUCAAAAGUGCUGAAAGGCAAAGUGAGGCCUGGGGAGGCCAGUGAAGAAGGCCUGGGCAGGAGGGUCGAGGCCAGGGUGGCAGAGGAGGCUGGGCUACGAUCUCGGGGCCUGGAGCUUGGGGCUCCCAGGCUUUGGAUUUUGGACUCUGAAUCUGAAGGCAGCUGGGUGUUCCAGCUGUGGCAGGGGGUGGGGGCCCAUCCGGUUAUCUCCGAGGGUGGGGCUUAAUUUCCUUUAAUAGACUUUAAUUGUUCCCUUCGCUCUGCUGGCAGUGGGAGGGAGGCUCACCGCUCUCCCUCAGCCACCGGGGGACCCUGCACGUCUUGGGCUUGGGUUUUGCCCGUGAGCAAGCCCCCGUGGUGGGCCCGUGUCCCUCCCGCAGUAGGAAGGACGAAGCGGCCAGGCGAGGCUAAUAGCCCUGGUGAGGUCACAGAGGCACCCGCCUGCCCUCCGUCCCCGGCUGGCCAGGGGCCGUGGUGGCUGUCAGCCCUGGACUUCAGUCCGCCUCUCUCUUGCGGGCCUGGGACACUCGGCACACCAAGGAGCUGCCGUGGCGAACGUGGGUGGGGAAGGAGCUGGAUCCUCCUUCCAGAAGGUUCCGAGGAGCCCUGUCUGCACCCCCGCUCCUGCCGGAGCACACUCCUGCGAUCGCGACCCGUGGAGGCUGAGCCGGGAAGGAACAGGAAGCCCCUCAGUGUGGACGGCUGGAUCCGGAGUCCCUGGGGAAGAGCCCUAGAGGGAGGGGGAGAGGUGGAGCCCAGGAGGCCAGCCUCGGACCCGCUGAGCGUGCCGGCUGGGGAAUCACCUCCGGGGCCCGGGGCCUGGCCUCGGCUCUAAGAACGUCCGUGGCCUGUCGCCUCUCUGAUCAAUAAAAAUGUCUGCAUGCAUUUCUCCA
Molecule: messenger RNA, 3564 nt
Organism: Sciurus carolinensis (gray squirrel)
Lineage: Eukaryota; Metazoa; Chordata; Mammalia; Rodentia; Sciuridae
Gene: Padi1
Product: peptidyl arginine deiminase 1
Exons: 16
Coding region: 43-2034 (663 amino acids)
Cellular component (GO): cytoplasm
Molecular function (GO): calcium ion binding; protein-arginine deiminase activity
Source: RefSeq, a predicted model, not a curated record